GGGACACUAGGGUGACAAGCUGUCUGGGCUUCCUCUUCCUGUGGCUUCCUUUCUGCAUUUUGCACAGGGAUCCCACUGACCAUUGUGGAAAGUCCUCUGAUGCAGAGGGGUGGGAGAGACGGAAGAUGCUAUCUCUGUCGUCUGCUGACUGGAGGUCUCUUCAGCUAGUUUUGAUCCACGUUCACACACAUUAUGUGAGGGCAAGAGCUUCUAACCCUUAAACAGAGAACAGUGGAUGGAUCUUACUAAGUUCUCUAGCACCCACCAGUUAUCCUGUGCUGAGCUGUCCCCGUGUGAGAAUCCUGGUUCUGCACUGGAAAAGCUGCUGGCUCCAUGCUGUUCUUCAUGCUCCUCUGUGUUCCUGAGGAAGAAAGACUAUCAUUUAUUUCCGAGAGACACAAUCAUCAUUUUCGGUAGAUAAACCAAGUCCAAAAGGUUAUCUCAGAAGGUAGUGUGGGACCUCACUCACUGGCUGCUCUUCAAAAGGAAUUAAUUUCCUCUUGGCUUCUAUUCUGCGGCUUCACCCUCUGGACGGACCUGCGCUCUUACUCGGCAAAGAUGGCUCACAUGAAGACGAGGCUAGUUUACGCCUCCAUUCUCAUGAUGGGCGCACUCUGCUUGUACUUCAGCAUGGAUUCUUUCAGAGAACUCCCGUUUGUUUUCAAGAAAAGUCACGGGAAGUUCCUUCAGAUUCCGGAUAUAGACUGCAAGCAGAAGCCGCCUUUCCUGGUGCUGCUGGUGACGUCAUCUCACAAGCAGCUGGCCGCUCGCAUGGCCAUCCGCAAGACGUGGGGUAGAGAGACAUCGGUGCAGGGCCAACAGGUGAGGACCUUCUUCCUUCUGGGGACCUCUGACAACACCGAGGAGAUGGAUGCCACAACCCUGGAGAGCGAGCAGCACCGCGACAUUAUCCAGAAGGACUUCAAGGACGCCUACUUCAACCUGACCCUGAAGACCAUGAUGGGUAUGGAAUGGGUCUACCACUUUUGUCCUCAGACAGCUUACGUGAUGAAAACAGACUCUGACAUGUUUGUGAAUGUUGGCUAUCUGACGGAACUGCUGCUGAAGAAAAACAAAACGACCAGGUUCUUCACAGGCUACAUAAAGCCCCACGACUUUCCCAUCCGGCAGAAGUUCAACAAGUGGUUUGUGAGUAAGUUCGAAUAUCCCUGGGACAGGUACCCACCUUUUUGCUCCGGUACUGGUUAUGUCUUUUCCAGCGACGUGGCGAUCCAAGUAUACAACGUCUCAGAGAGCGUUCCGUUCAUCAAGCUGGAGGAUGUGUUUGUUGGGCUCUGCUUGGCCAAGCUAAAGAUCCGGCCGGAGGAGCUGCACACCAAACAGACCUUCUUCCCUGGCGGUUUACGCUUUUCCGUGUGCCGCUUUCAGAAAAUUGUGGCAUGCCAUUUUAUGAAGCCCCAGGACCUGCUCACUUACUGGCAAGCACUGGAGAACUCUAAAGAACAGGACUGUCCUGCUGUCUGAGGGGACCCUGGGGGGCGUCUAGGACAAACUUCUGAUAACCUUUGGUGAUGAUUUGGGAUGAUCUGGGAUGGUCUUGCUGGAAACUGUCUCGGGUAGAGAGACAAUGAGGAUGUUCUCAGAGGCACAUGGGAAAGGAUACAUACGAAAGCUGAGGAAUGACUUCUUCCCACUCGGCACCCAGAGCAAUAACAGAUCUCGUUUUUUCAGGCCUUUGUGGGAUGCCCUCAAUGCUUGAGACAUGCCCUUCAUCCACCUGUUUCAGGGCUCAGCAUACAUUAGAAGCCCUGGGUAGGUUAAGAGCCAGCAGCCAGGGUCACUUACUCGUUCAAAGACUCACAGCCUGUAGACAAAUUGGGAAUGAGAAUCAAGCGGUAUCAGGAUUCAAUUGGUGGUCGAUCCCCAACUGGGUAUCCCAUGCCUUGGGAGAAGGUGGUGGUGGGAGAAAUUGUGUGUGUGUGUGGGGGAUUCUUAUAACUAAGUAGCAUCUUCAGUCCUUUUCUGGAGUCUCCUGCCCCUCACUUGUACUUUUUGAAUGUUAAGGCUGGUAUGAACCAGCUUCUCAGACCUUGCCUCUUGCUCAAAUGAUAUAGCCGGGCACUGAGUUAAUAUAGAUUAACCACUUGAUACCCAAAGUGUCCUCAGUAUGAUUUUAGGAGACAAGCAUGCCUGUAGCCUCUGUCACUCACUUCCAUGCUAGAAGGAGCCCAGUUUAUAGGACCAUAAAAGUCAGGCUGACAAGCCGCUGCUGAGUCUUUCUGUGUAGACUGACUACUGCUAACAUCCCAGUGAGGGAGAUGUCUCCACUGAGACAGCUCUGCAUUGGAUGCACUACUAGUGACUAUUUGCAACCCUGGGGGAACUUCAGACCUCUAAGUUCAAACUCAAGGGUAGCCAGGUACAGGCAUGGUCUGUAUGGGUACCCGGGAGCUUUCCUGAGCCCUGGACUGGGUCUAAGCCCCUGAGAUACAGAGCCAGGAAGUAGGCCCAGUCUAGGGGCUCUUCCCGAAUCUGUGGUCCUUACCGACCUCCCAGAAUUUAUCAUGUAGUCGUAGACAUGCUGAGUGCUGCCUUUUGGAAUUUAACUUUCUAUUCUCAGCUUAGUGUCCCUACCCCUGAAGGUUUUCAGAGCUGGGUAAAGACAGGGGACUUAUGGCCAUUCAUCAGACAUGUAAUAUUGCUCUGUGUCACAGGAAUUAUUGCUUUCCCACAGCUUUUUACUCUUCUAGAUUUUACUAUGUGCUUGGGGCAAAGGCUGUGUAAUUGUAAAUGUUGGAAUAUGCUCUCACCUGAACUCAGGAAAACUUAACGGUCGGAACACCGUUAGGUUGGAGGAAGCUGGAAGCUGCCUCCAGGGCCUCAUUUUCAUGCUUGCUCCUGUCUCUCCUAUGAAUCUCUUCCACAACUCUUGGGGAAAUUUCUUCUGUCUGUGACAUUCUUCAAAAUCAUGCCGCACCAAGUUCUGGACCCUCACUGAGAAUAUGUGAAAUUCUGAACCAGGUAAAGAGAAAGGGUAUUUGUUCCUGGGUGUGUACUAAGGACUACAUACACCAUCCAAACCCAACCCAACCCUACAUCUUCUUUGACAGAGGGGGAAGCCAAAGCUUGUAAUCAUGUGGUGGUGUUGCUAUCUAGAGGGUGGGAGAGCUGGCAUCGGCACCUAGUACCAGCCUCCAUGUGCUAGACCUUCUGUUUACUCAUUCAUUAGCCAUAUUGCUCUUUGCAUCUGCACAUCAUGAACAAGGUCAAGGUUAGGUCUGCAGAGAGCAUACAAGAUCGAGCAUUCAGUGAAGAUGGUUGGGCGUAAGUAUAUGCACAGGGCACUGGAGCCUAAGCAGACGUGGUCACAUUUACUGUUGCAUUGAAGAUGCCAGCACCCCUGGCAAGGGGCCAUCCUUCAUUCUUACAACCAGAUUGGUUGUCCGCAGAGGCAGCUGAGGUGACUCAGUGACUCACCCAGCAGCGGAGACGUGGCACAGACACAAUGCUCUGUCUUCUCCUUUGGUGCACCAUCAACAUCCCUUCUCAUGGGCUUGCUUCUCUCAGAAGCUUGGGGCUGGUGCUACCCCAGGAGUCACCAGCAUCUCACUCUGCCUGCACGCGGCCACUUCUGACCUGGCUGUUGUCUUGAGUGUUGGUCUACUUCUUCCUGGCUCUGCUUGACUUCCCGUGACUUGGCCCUGGGGUUAUCCGUGGAAUUCUCACAAACCUCCCAUUGAGACUAGCCUUCUCACGAGGUCAUGUGUGGCCAAAUCUGACAUAUUGAGUUCAGUCCUUGAGACCCCUGUGGUUGAAGGAGAGAAUUAAUCUUUACAAGCCCGCAGUGGCACACAUACGUGCCUGCACACAUGUGCAUGCAAAACUGUAACAAGUAACAUGUAAGUGAGACAAUUUUUGCAAAGACUCCUUUAAACAGUGACCUCUGAAGGUCUUUGCUUAUUUUUAUUUCUGUGUUGCUCUCCAUGAUGCAAAUCCUUGUGUGUGAACACUGGCACAGGUAUAGUAGGAAAAAAAAAACCCUCUCAGUUAGGAUUAUUUGCAAAAUGCCUUAGUUUGGUUGGGAAUUCAAUAGAAAAUUUUGUCAGGGUCUUGCCCCAGGUCUGUCUAGUUUCCUACCUGUUAAUUUAACUCCCAGGAUAAGACCCUCAGAGCCGGCCUUAGAUUGAUCCUGGAGGUGAAGGGUGAAACUAUCCAAGCUCAGAGUCGAGAAGGGCUGUGUAAGCCUGACAGGAGCAAGUUAGAGUGAAGCAAAGUAACAAUAGCAAAAGGUUUUAAGUCCAUUAAAAGUAGCAUUUUCUAAUUACCAGGUAUAACACUUUUAAAUACAAGUAGAAAAUGGAUUCUGUGGCCAAAUGUCAUAUACCUGCUUUUUUUGUGGUAUUGUUUUGUGGUUUUUGGUGCUGGGGAUGGAGCCCUAAUGCUUAUCAGGGCUCCCCUACUGUGCCUCUGCAGCCCCUGUUGAGUUGUUUUGCACCAUGCGGUUUACUACCUCCUGCAGGGGUCUUGGGGACCAGAGCCUGGUGCCUCUAGUUCAGAUGCUGUGCUGGGUAUUUCUAACUGCUAACUCUGGAAGAGAGUUUUAAUGAGAAAUUAUUUCUUCAUUAUUAAUUGACGUAGGAAGAUUCAGUCCAUUGUGGGCGACACUAUUUCCUAGGCAGGGUAUACUAAACAGUAUGAGAGGAGAAAGCCAGCCAAGGGCAAGCAAGGAUCCGUGUUUACCUCUCUGUCUGUGAGACUGUGGUGUGCCCAUCUGCUUCAUGUUCCUGCCUUGACUUCCCUGCAAUAACACACUGCAACCUGGACUUGUGAGCCAAAUAAACCCUCUCUUCCCCAAGUUGAUUUUGUCACAGUAACAGAAGGGAAGCUAAACCAGAUGCUCAGGUUGAUACCUGCGGGAUCAGACCACCCUGCCCUGGAUGUCAUCCAGUACCAUCUCUCUGUCCCACGCAGAGGGGAGCCCAGACGCUGCUUACAUUCUGCUUCAGGGAAAUGUCAGAGGAGGAGAGCUGACUCAUUUCACAUAAACAAACAAAAAAAUGCCUCCUAUGACUGCAAACGACUCAUCUGCACCUGCGGACACUUUGUGGUUAAAUUUGAUUUCCAAAAGGAUUAAAAAUUAAGUGUCACUGAAUGGAGUUUGGAAUUGUCAUUUGCCUGUAUGAGGCUCUGAUACUGUACUUGGGGAGUGGGUAUAUGUAUUUAUGAUUUAUUAAUGAUAUUUAUCUUUAAUAAAAAUUAAGUUAUAAGCAG
Messenger RNA from Mus caroli (Ryukyu mouse), 5232 nucleotides. RefSeq names its product beta-1,3-galactosyltransferase 5 (gene B3galt5). The record is from RefSeq and is a predicted model, not a curated record. Gene Ontology annotation, molecular function: N-acetyl-beta-D-glucosaminide beta-(1,3)-galactosyltransferase activity. Gene Ontology annotation, cellular component: endoplasmic reticulum; Golgi membrane. NCBI's taxonomy places the organism in Eukaryota, Metazoa, Chordata, Mammalia, Rodentia, Muridae. Gene Ontology annotation, biological process: protein O-linked glycosylation.